AUGACGGUGCCGAGACCGGGAUUCCUUAAAGCGUUGGCGCCCCCGACGCACAUGAACACGCUCGAUUCAAGUCCCAAUCGCCCUCCAGGCCCUCUUCAAACGACGAACACCUUCCGCCUAGCCGACCAACCCCCCCCACCAAAACGGCAAAAAACCCUCCUCGAUGCCCGUCGCCGGGGCCCAGGCGAGGAUAUAGACAUUGAGCAGGAUGCGGCGUCACGGUCAGAUCCGCGCGGCAGCCAGACGAGCUUUGCUCACUCCGUUUCCCCUGGAAUUCAGGAAUACCAGGUCGUGGAAGAGUCUACCAAGGGAACAGGACGCUCGAACAGGCGCAGCCGUCAGCCGCAGGCGAACCACCCUUCUGUCAUGAGCAGCCAUGUUGGCCGAGGCCGAAUGUCUCGUCAGUUGGAACCUGUCGAGAGUUUUGACGAGCUUGCCCCGGCUCAAAAGCCCACUCCACAUCAACAACGGACCGCCCGUCUGAUUCUCAGCCGGUCUACUGCGAUCACCCGCGACCCUGCGGAUGCAUGCAUCCUCGGGAAACCGACUCGGCCAGGUCAGAGUCCCCAAAGCAAAAAGCGUCCGAGCCACGAAGUCAUCGAGGAUCAGGAUGAACUGGCGGCUGGGACUAGCAGCGGAGGAUCCCCUACAGCGAGCACAAGACAGCCAAUCAAGGGCUCACCGAAGAAUAAAUCCCCCAGUUUGUCACAGCGGGGAGACAUAAAAUCGACCAAGUGGGCCGGCAACCGAGGAGACCUUACGACUACCGGCAUCGGCGUGGCAGCAGCUGUGUGCCAACCCAAUUUUGAGUUUGUGGCAAAAGACAGCCACAACUCCUGCUUCUUACGACCUACCGAUGGCCCAGAGUUGCGCGUGUUUACUGAUGAGACUCAUCCUGCGGAGCCCUAUCACUGGCUCAAGAUUACAGGGAAAGCGAACACGUUGUUGUAUCAUCCGAAAUCUAGCCUCAUCAAGCUCAGCCAAUCAAUGGACCAAGCCUCGGUACCGAUUGGGAGUUUGAUGUUUAUCAAGCUUCGUAGCAGUGCGGAAGCGUUAUGGGUCGUUGAGUGGGUUCGCAAGCACCUCGCGGUGCGCAUCAUUCCGGCAAAGGAAGAGGAUAAACUGGCCAUGUCGUAUAAAAAGCUGCACCACGACGUAACCCACAGUCGCAGCCAGGCGUCGGGCAGGCGACUGUCCGUCGACACCCCAACCCACCUGCCGCAGGCAACCCAGGGGUCACCCAGGGCGAAUGCGGCUCCGAUCGAAAGUGUUCCGGCCAGCUCUCGGACUCCCAUUCGACGCCAGAUGCAAGUCUCAGCUCAGCAGGCAGAAACUCCGCUUCCCCGGCCCGAUACCGCUGGUGAACACGCCUCAGCUACAUCACGCUCCCUGAGAACAAGGCAAAUUCCUCAAUUGGGGCAGACGUUGGAACCGCCUCGUGUAUCUGCCGUCCGCCGCUGGUCUGACGAACAUCGGGAGUGGGCACAGGAUUGGAAUAUGCCCCUGAUCCUCCGGCGCACAACCGUAGACAAGGAAGACAUACCCAGGCUCGACGAGGGUCAAUGCCUAAACGACAAUCUCAUCGGAUACGGUCUCCGCUAUCUCUUUGACGUGUUGAAGGAUCGGGCUAAGGAUUUGCACGAGCGUGUUUAUCUCCACAAUUCCUUCUUUUACGAGAAACUCAAGGCGGGUAGGGGCAUCAACUACGAUGGUGUCAAGAAUUGGACUGCAAAGGUGGACUUGUUGUCAUACGACUACAUCAUCGUACCCGUUAACGAACACUACCAUUGGUGGGUGGCCAUCAUAUGCAAUCCCGGGAAGCUGGACCCGGCCUCGAGACGGGUUUCGGAUGAUACUCGAGACCCGGCCGUUGCGAUGGAGGGCAAAGUCGACGGCGCCUCCUCGGAUGUGGAAAUGACAGACGUACCUGAGAAGCGCCCGGUGCGAGCAUCGAUAGACCAGCCCGAAAUUGUCAAGUCCGACCUCGUCGACUUGGUUUCUGACGAUAAGAACGUCAGCAUAGACCUGACCUCGACCUCUCGGGCGAAGCAACUCAAAAAGCCAAGGCCUGGCGUAAGGACGUACAGCCCUGACGACCCGAGGAUCAUCACUCUUGAUUCUCUAGGCUCGACCCAUCCCCAGGCUAUCGCCCACCUCAAGAAGUAUCUUUUUGCCGAGUUUAAGCACAAGCGCAAUACGGUGAUUACCGAGCCCCCUGCGACGCUGGGCAUGAGGGCCGUGAACAUACCGGAACAGGACAACCUGUGCGACUGCGGCGUCUACCUCCUCGGGUACAUUCAAGAAUUUGUGAAAGACCCAGACCAGUUCGUUCGAACGUUGCUCCGAAAGGAGUCCCCGGAUUGGAUAUUCAACCCUUCGGAUCUGCGUAAUUUAUGGCGCGAGACGAUAUUCUGGGAGCGGAAACAACAUUUGAAAACGCAACCGGGGUCAAGAAAAAAGCUGGACGCCUCGGCCGCAACUCCUACGCCCAAGUCAAGCGUAGAGCCAAGCCGCCAUCCAUCGCGAGACAACACCAGUGAGGUUAACGACGCACCAAAAGACAAACCCGGGACCGAGACAGGUUUCUCGGAACACAUAACACCCACCAGCGCCUCCGAUAGCCCGAUGAACGUCGAUGCCCCUCAGACAGAUGAUUCCAGUACCGAACCCACACGUUCCGUCCCACAGCCAACGACGGGAAGCGAACAGCCGCAGGCUUCAGGGACGGUGCGCGCGCCGUCCCCUCAACCACCAGUCCCUCAACGAGACGCCCGGGACGAAUCUGCAGUUCCCAUCCCCACUGUGGAAGGCGAUCCUGUCCUCCCAACCGUCGAGGCACCCGAUGGGGAGGAACUCCCCAGCCCACCGCCUCAACCGCGAGACGAUCCAGGGUUCCUCGUCCCGCUUUCCUCCACUCCACCGAGUGGGCCGGCCGAGGAAAGUCAGCCCAUCGUCGAAGUCGAGCUUGCUUCGUCCCACUCGCCGCGCGCCGCGAAGCCUGCAACCAGACAGGCGAACUCAGUGCCCUCGUCACCCGCGGGAGCGAGCCGUCGUCGUGCGGCUAAGGCCCGCACGCAGCACACCAGCAGCCAUUUUGUCGUUGAUGACGGCCCGACCGUGGUAACGGCCGAGAUGGUGCGCUCUUCGGAUCCGAUCGAUCUUACGGAUGACUGA
This is a messenger RNA of Chaetomium fimeti, 3174 nucleotides long. RefSeq lists its product as uncharacterized. Gene Ontology annotation, biological process: protein desumoylation; proteolysis. Gene Ontology annotation, molecular function: SUMO-specific endopeptidase activity. The transcript has 3 exons. Gene Ontology annotation, cellular component: nucleus; cytoplasm. The coding region runs from base 1 to 3174 and encodes 1057 amino acids. The record is from RefSeq and is a predicted model, not a curated record. Lineage: Eukaryota; Fungi; Ascomycota; Sordariomycetes; Sordariales; Chaetomiaceae.